UCCGGUGUGUCAAGCAACGCACUGUUACUGUUGUUUUGCUGGUGGAUGAUUCUUGCAACGGAGUGUGCAGAUAGGAAUCAACAGUUGCAGAAAUAGAAUAUUAAUAUUUCAGUGCACACAGCACGUGUGUGUGUAUACGUGUGUGGCCAAUUCAUCUCCAACAGCGUGCGGGACACGCUUGACGUGAUCAUCGUGAACCGCAAACCCGUUGUAAACGAGCGAGUGAGCGAGCGAGCGAGCGAUACCAAUCAAUCGUUGUUUGAUCGAAAACGGUCGGAUUGGCCACGGGGAGCAGCACCGUCGUCACGGUCGCGCCAACAACAACAGGUUGCAGCAAUAGACGCGCUAAAGUCCAGCACUGUGUCCAGCGUGUGCGUGUACCUAUGAGGUACGCUCAAGAGUGCAAUGAAGUGCGGCAAAGGUGAACGUAAUUAGUGGGUUCAUCCUCGCUCAGUGUUCAGUGUGUGUGUGUGUGUGUGUUUGUGUGAGCAAGAGAGACAAAGGAGUUAAUUUUCAAACACGCAAGGGAAGGAGGAGCACCGGAAGGCGUGGUGGGGAGGAGAUUGAUUCGAUGCUUCCAUGUAGUCAGCUGGUUGCGUGCCGCGAACCAUACAAUGGGCUGCAACACUAGCCAGGAGAUACCGAGCUACGGUGGUGGCGGUGGACAGAAGACGACCGACUCGGCGGCCGCCCUCGGCGAGCUGCUGGAGGGUGAUGUUGAAGAGGUCGAGGCGGCAGCCACAAAGAUCCAGGCAGCGUUCCGUGGCCACAAAGUGCGCAGAGAGAUGAAGCAAGGGGACGGCGUUACCGGUGCGGAGGGUCAGCAGAAGCAGGACGCCCAGCAGACGGAGCGGGAACCGACCAAGGAGGAGCUGGAGGCCGAGUUCGACCCGAACGACCAAGAGCUGACUCACGCCGCGACCCGUAUACAGGCCAGCUUCCGUGGUCACAUGGCCAGAAAGACGGCUACGAAGGGUGAGGACGAGAAAAAGGAGGUGGACAUUGAUGAAAUUACCAAAAAGGUGGCCGAAGAGCUGGACAUCGACAUGGACGAUCCGGAGCUGCACAAAGCGGCCAGCAAAAUUCAGGCCUCCUUCCGCGGGCACAAGGUGCGCAAGGAUGUACCGAAGGAGGGCGAAAACUAAGCCGCUCUGUUGGUGGGUGCGUUGUUGUGUGCUGCGUGCGUAACCGUAGCAGCGCGCAGCGAGUGGCAUUGGUGGUGGUGGUGGUGGUGGUCGUACUCCGGCGGCGGUGGCGACGACGACGACGAUAUCCUCCCAUUUAUCCCCAUGUGUUUUGGUAAACGAGUAAAUAUCGCAAAUUUGUGGAAAUUUAAUGAUAAACAGUAAUACUGAAUAAAGCAAACGGCGCGCGCCCAAUACAAUUUUACGGACGGACGGAAGUUGCACUUGUUAUGAUUUUAUAAAUUUUAUCGAUUUCGAUCGAAUCGAAUAUAUUAAACACAGAAGAAAAGAAAAAAAA
Molecule: messenger RNA, 1482 nt
Organism: Anopheles coluzzii
Lineage: Eukaryota; Metazoa; Arthropoda; Insecta; Diptera; Culicidae
Gene: igl
Product: neuromodulin
Exons: 4
Coding region: 615-1145 (176 amino acids)
Molecular function (GO): calmodulin binding
Source: RefSeq, a predicted model, not a curated record